Molecule: messenger RNA, 1233 nt
Organism: Nicotiana tabacum (common tobacco)
Lineage: Eukaryota; Viridiplantae; Streptophyta; Magnoliopsida; Solanales; Solanaceae
Source: RefSeq, a predicted model, not a curated record
AUGGACACACCUAUAUAUCCCAGCCCUUACUCUCUUGAGAUAUUAGUGCUUCAGGGCGAUCAUAGGUCCGCCUAUAUAUGGAAGGGAGAGUUACUGUCCCAGAUUCUCCGUGCUAGGAGCGUGGACGACCUGUGGGAUUUUCUGAGGCACAGAGAUCUCCACGAGCGUGUAGUCCAUCGCCUCCAGGAUACGGGAUUCUAUAGGAUUAUUAAGAUCGGGCGGAUACAGGUUGAUUGGGCUUUGAUCACGGCAUUAAUUGAGCGGUGGCGACCAGAGACACACACUUUUCACCUGCCCAUUGGCGAGGCUACUAUCACGCUGCCACAAGACGAGACUGCAUCGUCGGGUGCUAGUCGGUUGACUUUGACCCCUAUUAGACAGUACCUGGAGGUACUCCACCCCGAUAUCAUCGACGAUACAGUGGAGCUGCUAGAUGAGUUACCCUAUUACAACUGGGGUGUUGCUGUUCUUGGCUACAUGUAUAGGCAGAUGUGCCGGGCGAGCAUGAGUACCCGAAGAGAUUUUCAGCCACCUCGACCACAAUUACCUCAUAAUGUAGCACCUCCGUUUCUCCCUCUAGCCCGGAGGGAUGUGUUGGAUCUGCUAGAGGGCGCACAUUUCAUUUGGACGCCAUACAAUGACGAUUUGAUAGCUUCCCUGCCAGCUUAUUACUCGGUCGACCGAUUGAUUUGGAGCACUUCUGCCCCACUCAUAUGCCUCGAUAUUGUGGAGCAUCAUGCCUCGGAGUGGGUACUUCGGCAGUUUGGCCGCCCGCAGUAUAUACCGAGGGGGCCUAUAUGGGAACCUACACAUUAUCAGAGGGAUGAUCGUUACAGGGCGGACGAUGCAUUUACGGCAUGGUUAGUAGCGCAGAUACAUAUUUGGGACCAUCGAGAUCAGAUGAAUCCACCCCCACCUACACAGAUCCAGGAGGUGGCUAUUCAGAGGUAUAUAUCCUGGUACUGGCACGUCACCCAAAGUUUUAUCGGGAACCCUAUUCAUCAGGCUAGCGGUCGGUACGUUCCAUACGCCGGGCGACACGAGGCGCUGGCUAUUAGACUACAUACAGUCUAUCAGAUGGGACUGCAGAUGCAGGAUUAUGUCGGCGACCCUGUGGACGCCUUGCAGGAUUACAGCCGUCGAUUUGUAGAGUUGGCUUCCCGGACACUACAGCGAGCCCGGGAGGAUCAACGUUUGGCACACAUGCCUGAUUAUGUGGAGCCAGAGCUGUAA